AUGUCUACCCCACCCGCGGAAGAGGCGUUGCAUCAGCUGCAACGAGAACAGUCUAAGCUACUAGAUGGCAUCGACGAGUUACGAGCGAUUGGAGUUGGCAGCCUCGUGGAACUUCCUCAGCUGGUGGUCUGCGGUAACCAGUCAAGUGGAAAGAGUUCCGUCCUUGAAGCUAUCUCCAGAGUUAGAUUCCCAGCGAAAAGCAACAUCUGUACGAGAUUCGCGACCGAAGUGAUCCUGCGUCGGAGCCCAACACCCACAAUCAAGAUCUCCAUUGAACCGGGGCCAUCGCGUAAGGAUGCACGAGAACGAGCAAUUCUGCAGGAGUUUGCACAGGAGCUUUCCCCAGCCGAUAAUGAUUUACCAACCGUCAUCGAGAAGGCCAAAGGCUACACGGGCGUAAAUGAAACAGCGAAUUCUGGAUUUAGUGAUGAUGUUCUCAAGGUCGAGAUUCUGGGACCCGAUAAGCCAGAAUUGACCUUGGUGGACUUGCCUGGCCUUUAUUACUCUGUGAGCCAGGACCAGAGCCUGCAAGGAAUCAGGGUUGUCCGAACCUUGACGGAAAAGUAUAUGAAGAAUAAAAGAAGCAUCAUCCUUGCAGUCAUCAGCGCAAAGGCCGACUACCAUCUCCAAGAGGUUCUGAACAUUGCUGAACGGUUUGAUCCAAAGCGGGAGCGCACGCUCGGAAUCAUCACGCAACCGGAUACUCUUGAACCCGACUCAGAGGAGGAGAAGACGUAUCUCCAGUUUGUCUCUAAUGAAAAGAUUCGAUUGCAGUUAGGAUGGCACGUUCUGCGCAAUCGCUCCUUUGAAACAAGGGAUAUACCGGAUGACGCCCGCGAUGCAAGAGAGAAGGAAUUCUUCAGCCAGGGCCGAUGGUCAUCUCUAUCCCGGAACAGUGUCGGAAUCGAGAGUCUCCGGCGGCGCCUCAGCAGUAUUCUGUUUCUUCAAAUUCGUGGUAACCUCCCCGGGCUUUUAGCCGACAUCAAAGAAAAGGCUGCUGAUCGGGAGAAGGCGCUCUCAAAGCUGGGCUCCCCACGCACCACCCGACAACAGCAAAGGGGAUAUCUCCUCAACAUCAGCACCAGCUUUGAGCGCAUCACAGGGCAAGCGUUGCACGGGCUUUAUGCCGACGAGUUCUUUGGUGCGUUUGAGAGUAUAAGUGAUAUUCACGAUUUCCGGCGGCUCCGGGCUGUCAUCAGGCAGUUGAAUGAAUACUUCGCUGACGCCAUGGCCGCUCGAGGGUCCCGGCGGAUUAUCGUGGAUUGUUUUCCUGGGUUCGGUCAGGAAUCCACGCCACUCGACUUGAAAAAUCCUUACUUAUCUGGAAAGUUACCACAUUAUGUCCUUCGGAAAAGUCUGGAAGAGGAGGUCGCCGAACAGGCCCGGAAAAACAGAGGAAUCGAGCUGCCAGGCAGCGCCAACCAGCUCCUCGUUGGUAGCCUGUUUCGCGAUCAGUCCCUUCCAUGGGAAGGACUUGCCAAAGAGCAUCUCAUGAAGACCUGGGAAUCAGUGCGGUAUUUUGCGUUACUUGUGAUGCAGCACACAGCCGACGAUCAUACAUUCUCCUUGCUGGCUGGAUCGAUUAUUGAGCCUGCAUUGGACAAGCUGAGGCAAAACUUGCUGGCCAAGCUCGAUGAGCUGACUGCAUACACGAAACGGGGCCACCCGCUGCCCGUGGGCAAGAGCUUCCUCACACAGAUUCAAAAGGCGCGAAGUGAACGGCAGUUAUCUUCGUUGAAGACGAAGCUCAAAUCUAGUAUUAGCUAUAAGCCUGAGGGGGAAGCGCUAUUCUCGAUGAAAGCAAUCGAAGAAGCAACUUCCAACCUGGAAAUGCACCGCGAUGAAUAUGCGGCGGCUGAUAUCAUCGACCAAAUGCAAGCAUAUUAUGAUACUGCUAUAGUGACCUUCGUCGACAACAUCGCAACUCUGGGCAUUGAAAAUUGUCUUCUUGACCCUCUACAGCGGAUUCUGACUAGCCAGGUAAUUAACAAUAUGCACGAUGACCAGGUCCGAGAACUAGCCUCCGAACCAUCCUUUACUAGCGACGAGAGAGACCGUUUGGCCAGCGAGGUCGAGAAAUUGCAGGCUGGCCUCCGCACUCUGAGGACCUUCAACAUCCAAAAGCCUUCAUUGAGUGGCCCACCUUCAAUUGAAAAGCUGGAAAAUCCACGAAUUGGCUUCCAGGAGAUUCGCCCGCCAGUCACAGCGGCAAAAUCGAAGACUCAGUCGUCACUGUUUCCAAGUCCGCAAGAAGUGAAGACUCCUAAAUCACAAGCUACCAAGCCCCUUUACGGAGGCUUAACCCCAAGUGCCUUUAGUUUCACAACCCCGCAAACCCCGUCUUCGAAGGGCCUCGAAAACCCGCCCUUAAAAAGCGCGAUAAACCCGCCCAAGGCGACUUUGUCAACCAACUUCGACUUCGUGACCAAGAAGCCCAGGGUAAGACUGCCCCCCACUGCUGAGAAUAAUGAAAAGGGCGGGGAGAAAGCCAAGGUGCCACCACCGGACCAAACCAGCCUGUUCUCCGGAAUCUUCAUCCCAGAUAAUAGCAAUCAGUGA
Messenger RNA from Aspergillus luchuensis, 2559 nucleotides. Its product is annotated as dynamin family protein. Gene Ontology annotation, cellular component: cytoplasm; microtubule; membrane. NCBI's taxonomy places the organism in Eukaryota, Fungi, Ascomycota, Eurotiomycetes, Eurotiales, Aspergillaceae. Gene Ontology annotation, molecular function: GTPase activity; GTP binding; microtubule binding. The coding region runs from base 1 to 2559 and encodes 852 amino acids. The transcript has 3 exons. The record is from RefSeq and is a predicted model, not a curated record.